AUGUCUGCUUAUAACUUCAAUUUGUCAGAUCAGAACGAAGUUCAAGUUGUUUAUAUUCAGGAUCAAGAACAUCAAUCUGAUAGCGACGAUAUGGUUAAUAUUGGCGAAUUGAAUAUAGAGCUACGUCUCGAAAUUACCGAACUUCGUCUAGAAAACGUCAUACUUCUUGUAAAAAGCGCCCGACUUGAGGAACGAAAUAAUCAGCUGUAUAUACGCAUCGAUGAACGCGAGAAAAUGUAUUCGAAAAUUACACGUUCUAUUAGCGGCUGUCUUAGCGGCUGUUCUACUCGCAUUAAUGGCUGGUUUGCUCGGAAAUCAUUGAAUAUGCACGCAAUAUUCCCAAAUAUAUUAAUCUAUUCCAAAAAGUUGUUUGCUCAAUACUCAUAA
Molecule: messenger RNA, 387 nt
Organism: Botrytis fragariae
Lineage: Eukaryota; Fungi; Ascomycota; Leotiomycetes; Helotiales; Sclerotiniaceae
Exons: 2
Coding region: 1-387 (128 amino acids)
Source: RefSeq, a predicted model, not a curated record